This is a messenger RNA of Rangifer tarandus platyrhynchus (Svalbard reindeer), 1365 nucleotides long. NCBI's taxonomy places the organism in Eukaryota, Metazoa, Chordata, Mammalia, Artiodactyla, Cervidae. The record is from the annotation of a GenBank genome assembly.
AUGGGUUCCCCCAGCCACCCCAGCAGGGACUGCUCCCAGGUCAUUGAUCACAGCCAUGUUCCUGAGUUCGAGGUGGCUACCUGGAUCAAAAUCACCCUCAUCCUGGUGUACCUGGUUAUCUUCGUGGUGGGCAUCCUGGGGAACAGUGUCACCAUUCGGGUCACCCAGGUGCUACAGAAGAAAGGCUACCUGCAGAAAGAGGUGACAGAUCACAUGGUAAGCCUGGCUUGCUCCGACAUCCUGGUCUUCCUCAUCGGCAUGCCCAUGGAGUUCUACAGCAUCAUCUGGAACCCCCUGACCACACCCAGCUACACCGUGUCCUGCAAGGUGCACACGUUCCUCUUUGAGGCUUGCAGUUAUGCCACGCUGCUGCACGUGCUGACCCUCAGCUUUGAGCGCUACAUCGCCAUCUGCCACCCCUUCAGGUAUAAGGCCAUGGCGGGGCCCUGCCAGGUGAAACUGCUGAUUGGCUUCGUCUGGGUCACCUCCGCCCUAGUGGCGCUGCCUUUGCUUUUUGCCAUGGGAGUCGAGUACCCCUUGGUGAACGUGCCCACUCACUGGGGACUCACUUGCAACCGCUCCCGCACACGCCACCAGGAGCAACCGGAGAGUUCCAACAUGUCUAUCUGCACCAACCUGUCCAGCCACUGGACCGUGUUCCAGUCUAGCAUCUUCGGCGCCUUUGUGGUCUACCUCGUGGUCCUGGCCUCCGUGGCCUUCAUGUGCUGGAGCAUGAUGCAGGUGCUGAGGAGGAGUAAGCAGGGCACCCUGACUGCUGAAGGGCGGCAGCUGCAGAUGAGGAAGUUGGAGAGCCAGGAGAGCAGGAGCGCCCGGAGGCAGACCAUCAUCUUCCUGAGGCUGAUUGUUGUGACCUUGGCCGUCUGCUGGAUGCCCAACCAGGUUCGGAGGAUCAUGGCGGCGGCCAAACCCAAGCACGACUGGACCAAGCCCUACUUCCGGGCAUACAUGAUCCUCCUCCCCUUCUCAGACACCUUCUUCUACCUGAGCUCCGUCGUCAACCCGCUUCUGUACAAUGUGUCGUCGCAGCAGUUCCGAAGCGUGUUCGGGCAGGUGCUGCGCUGCCGCCUGACGCUGCCGCACGCCAACCAGGAGAAGCACCUGCGUGCCCACGUGGCCUCCACCAUGGACAGCGCCCGCUCCGCGCGCCGCCCGCUCAUCUUCCCGGCUGCCCGGCGCAGCAGUUCCUCUGCAAGAGCUAACAAGGUUUUCUUAAGCACUUUUCAUAGUGAGGCCAAGCCCGAGUCUAAGCCUCAGGGGCUGAGUUGCGAGUCACCAGAACCCGACUUGGGGACGAAACCAGCCAACCCUGCCACCGGGAAUGGUUUUCAGGAGCACGAAGUGUGA